Lutra lutra (Eurasian river otter) is the source of this 1240-nucleotide messenger RNA. RefSeq lists its product as uncharacterized. NCBI's taxonomy places the organism in Eukaryota, Metazoa, Chordata, Mammalia, Carnivora, Mustelidae. The record is from RefSeq and is a predicted model, not a curated record.
GCAGCGGCUGGGAGAGACAGAGAGGCGGGGAGGGAGGGAGAAAGAAUUGGAGGGAUUGCCGGCAUAGUGCAUGUUUUUAAAUGUGCAUCAAAUCCGAUGAAGCCAACGUUGGGAUUUCUCUGGCAUACCAGGACCGGCUUAGCUGCGUUUUUGAUGAGAUUAGGAGAGGAAGGCGAUGGGAAAUUCACUGGGCUGUGUUAAGGAGCCGAAAGAUUCACUAGCUAUUCCUGAGAAGGCUCCCCUAUCUCCUAAGAAAAGGGUUCGGUUUAAAAGGAAGUGGAGGGGGAAGAAAACCCCUACUCCAGAGGUAUCUCAUGAGGAAGAACCAUUGGAAGCAACCAGAGUCAUUGAAGAGACGGAAACCCAACCGAAGUUAACAGUGAGUCUCCAAAAGGAAGAAGGAGUGGGAGGGGUAGAGCAUCCCCCUGCAGACAUUUUGCUGCCUUGGAACUCAGCCCCCAACUCAGGGGUGGGCGAUCAGGGCAUGAUCGUGCAGGUGAAGGAGAGAUUCCAGGGGGAGAUCCAGACUGCUCACCUUUUGUUGAAGAAUGAGUCAUCAGUUGCCAGAGGGGUCUGGGAUUCCCUGGAAGAGGGGAUGACUGUUAUCGCUCACCUGCUUGAUAACCCAGCAGAAAGGAACUGUGAGAAGUCAGUGAGCCAACUGGUGGAAUUUCCUAGGACAGCAUCCUGCAGCAGCCGGGCUGUGCUGCUGCCUUUGCAAGGAGAGACUGCAGUGGGGAAAGGAGGGACUCCGCUUGGACUUCGGAGCAGCACUUUCCCCAGGACAGACCACCCCGCCGUCUCAGGGACUCCAGACCACCUUUCAGAGGGCUCGUGUGCAGGGGCAGGAACCGCAGCUCUCUGCAGUGCCCCUCACAUAGGUUCCUGGAUUGCAGAACCUUCUGUCCCUUCUUCCCCCCUGGACCAGUCGAGAGGCCACAGACUCACAGAAAUCCCUGCCGUGGGUUGCGUGCCCCCCCAGGGUCCCAGACUGCCUACUUCUCAGAGUGAUUUAUCCAUCAGCGGUAGGACUGUGAGCAUUUUGCCCUCCUCCUCUGGCUAUGGCAGUGAUGGGCCACAUUUACGUGGGCUCCGACCUAGAGAAACAGAACCUGAAAAGAGCUCCACAUCCUUCUCGGAAGAGGAUGGCACCCUUUCUUUGGAGGCAAGUCACACCCCAUUGUGGGGUCUGGAGAGGUUGGUGGCCUAUGUUUGGAUUUCUGGCCCUCAAACUUAUUAA